AAGUUUGAAACACACCCAAGGGAUUGGAAAAAGACGUUGGCAACUCAUGUGAAAAGGGAAGUAUCUGGGUACUUUUUAAACGGUUAAUACAUAGCGAGAGCGAGACGAUUAAACCUAGCCGUGUCGAAUCCAAAUCCAAAUAUACAAAAAAGAAGAAAAGCAUAUUAAGUCUGUUUCCGAUUCUCGUUUAUCUCCGGCUUUAUCUGCAAUCGUCGUAAUACGGUGGAGAAAGCCGAUGGAUCUGGAGGUGGUGGGAAGGCACGCGCUGCUCUUCGACGAUGACGCCAUGGCGGCCUUCGUCAACUCCAUGGACGCCCUCGUCGAUUGGAAUUCCCUCUCCAUCGAUCGCUACGAUGUCCGCCACCUCCUCCCCAACCCUCCACCUUCUCUCACGCGCCGCCGUCACCACAAUCUCUCACGCUCCUCUUCUCCGCCGCUUCUUCUUCCCGACGCCUCCCUCGAACAUGAACUUGAUCAUGAACGUUACCUCGAUUUGCCGCCACCUAUCUCCGACGAGCAAGUAGCAGAUGUAAAUAAUGAUGCGCAAGCAGUGGAAACUUCAGGCUAUCAUGCUGUUGCUUUCUCUUAUGGAAACACAAAUGAAUCCACUGAGCAGGAAGUUAAUGGUGCUGAAUCUACUUUUUAUCCACCUUUCCCCGUGCCAGAAAGCUUAAUUCAAAACCUACCUCCAACAGAGAAGGUACAUCAGAUAAUCGCAAGAACUGCUACCUUUGUUAGCAUACACGGGGGGCAGUCCGAAAUUGUUUUGAGAGUAAAACAGGGAGACAACCCAACAUUUGGCUUCUUGAUGCCUGAUCAUCACCUUCAUGCCUACUUUAGGUAUCUUGUUGAUCACCAAGAACUACUAAAAUCUGAUGUUGAUGGAAAAUCCACAGAAGAAGAGAAGAAAGUUGAUAGUGGUCAAGGUGGUGGUGCAUUGUCUUUGCUUGGUUCUGUGUAUGAGUCUGGAGAAGAUGAAGAUGGCAUAACUGAGGAUACACCUGAAGUGAAAAUUGACAAGCCUGAGGAAACUGUUGAUGCUGCAAGUGUGAGUGUUUCUCAUAAAUCAGAAGGAAAAGAACCUUCUGGAAAUGUUGCUGCAAGAGAUGAACUUGUUUCCAGCAAUAUAUAUCCUCCAAAAGAAAAAGUUCAUGUUAUAAAACGGAACCGUAGCAUAAGUACAGUUAAGGGUGGAACUAUAACUGGGAUAAAGAAAGAAGGGGAUGCAGCUGCCAAUAAGUCUCAGACUCCUACUGUGCAGCCUGGCACAUCUAAGAUUGAACUACCAAUUUUGGAGCCUCCAUCUGAUUUAAAGAGAGUGGUUGAAAAGGUUGUUGAGUUCAUUUUGAAAAAUGGUAAAGAAUUUGAAGCUGUUCUUGUUGAACAGGAUCGUAAAUUUGGAAGAUUUCCCUUCCUCCUGUCUUCUAACCAGUAUCAUCCUUACUAUUUAGAAGUCCUACAGAAAACUCUGGAGGCCAAGUUACCUCGCAAGGGCCAUGUUUCUGAGAAGCGGGUUUCAGUAGGACAUGGUAUAGACAAAAAAAAGGCACUCUCUAAAGAAGGUGAUACCAUCUCCUCUGGAUCUGCUGGGCAUGAUCUACCGUAUGAUUAUGAUAGGAAAGAGAAGUUUAAGAUGGUAAUUGGAAAGUCAAAGAAGGAUGAACAAGAUCCACCUGCCAAGUCUAACCAGCCACAUGUUGGACUCAGUGUGGAUGCAGUUGCAGCUAUUCUUAAAGCUGCCACAAGGGGCAUUAAGAAUCCAGGUCUAGAAAUGUUUCCUAAACCAUCAUCCAGUGGUCAAGGCCCCAGCGAUGAGGGUGGGUAUUCCUCAAGCUUUGGGAGUCUCCAUGCAUCUCAACGUCAAAGCUCCAUCAAUAAGCUAGAUGAGAACAGGGAGCCAAGUGUUUCUGUUCCUGUCGCCAAGGCUAUUGCUGAGACAGCUGCACUUGCUGCUGCUAGUGAAGCUGAUUCUUCUGAAGCGUCCUUGACUAGAGAACAGAAGUUGAAGGCUGAGAGAUUGAAAAGGGCAAAGAUGUUUGCAGCCAUGUUAAAAGGUGGAGCUGCCCCUCUGAAAACCGAACCAUCACGUGGUUUAUCAGUUGAGCCCCCCGGGACGGUGGUUUCUUCAGGUAAUGAGGGUACGAACCUUGCAAACAAAGAGAGGGAAGGCAGUUCAGUCCCAUUUGAAGUUGAUACUUCUGAUAAGAAUGAAAUAUCUGAAAAGAAGAUUUCUGUUGAUGAAUGUAAUGAACGGAGAUCAAAGAGGAGCUACCGUUCCAGAUCUAAAAGACAUGAAGAGGACGAAGAACAAGAUCAAGAAGAUGAUGCUGAUGAUGAUGAACAGGGGAAAGAAGAAGAAGAAGAUAAAAGGGGACGCAAGCACUCAAGGAAGAAGCACCGGUCUCAUCGAUCUUCACACCAUGGUAAGAACAGGCAUAAGCACCGGAAAAGGCAUUCCUCCUCGAAAGCUGGUGAAUCUCAAUACCACAAUAACUCCUCUGAUGAUGAAAUCCGGCCCUCUAAACGGUCAAAACAUCACAGUCCCUCUGAUAGUGAGCAUUCUCAACACCAGCAUAAAGAUGUUCAUUCAUCUGAUGAUGAAUAUCAGCAUUCUCGACGGCACCAUAAGCAUGGUGGCUCCUCUGAAGACGAGCACAGGCAUAAUCGGCGACAUAAACAUCACAGCUCCUCUGAUGGUGAGAAUCACCACAGAAGUAGGUCUACAAAACAUAGGAAAUCCCGAUCUAAAAGAGAAUUGGAGUUGGAAGAAGGGGAAAUAUGUGCAAAAUCAGAUCAAUCUAAAGCUAGUGAAAGUGAACGUGCUAGUAGGGAGGCUUCUGUGGAUUUGUCAAAAUCAUAUCGACAUGGAAAGGCUCCAUUUCAGCCAUCUGAAUCGACUGAGGUAUCGGAUGAGCUUAGAGCCAAAAUUCGAGCCAUGUUGAUGGAAACCUUGUAGCAAAUAUUUUGUUUAUUGCGUUGUAAUAUCAAUUAGCCAAUCUUUUAUGCUAAUGAGGUUAGAUAGGAUUACGCUCUUUCUAAUUAAAUUUGAUUUUGAAAUGAAAAUUUUUUUUU
This is a messenger RNA of Ziziphus jujuba (common jujube), 3072 nucleotides long. RefSeq lists its product as uncharacterized. Gene Ontology annotation, molecular function: RNA binding. The transcript is spliced from 4 exons. The record is from RefSeq and is a predicted model, not a curated record. Lineage: Eukaryota; Viridiplantae; Streptophyta; Magnoliopsida; Rosales; Rhamnaceae. Gene Ontology annotation, biological process: mRNA 5'-splice site recognition; RNA processing. The coding region runs from base 236 to 2956 and encodes 906 amino acids.